Messenger RNA from Tigriopus californicus, 3902 nucleotides. RefSeq names its product sodium bicarbonate cotransporter 3-like. Gene Ontology annotation, molecular function: sodium:bicarbonate symporter activity; solute:inorganic anion antiporter activity; monoatomic anion transmembrane transporter activity. The record is from RefSeq and is a predicted model, not a curated record. The transcript has 12 exons. Gene Ontology annotation, cellular component: plasma membrane. Lineage: Eukaryota; Metazoa; Arthropoda; Copepoda; Harpacticoida; Harpacticidae. Gene Ontology annotation, biological process: monoatomic anion transport; bicarbonate transport; transmembrane transport. The coding region runs from base 306 to 3617 and encodes 1103 amino acids.
UCGCAAACAUACUAAGGAAUAUCGGCCAUACCAACACAUGCGUAUAUUUGAUAAAAUCCCAAUCUCGUUUUGACAUUUCUAGUCAUCUCUUUGGUUCAUUCAUGUCCAGAUAUUUUGGGGGUCUCUGCGUUUAUCCCUCCGCACGAGUCACUGUUCACUAUUAUUGUCAGUUUUGGCGACGAGACCGAAGGGAACAGGUCUCAUUAUCUUUGAUCGCUCAAUUCUAGCUCAGGGAUCGCCACUCAUUGGUCGGCUUAAAGUGCGGUGUAAGUUAUUGAGUGUGAAUUGAUAUUUUCAAGGACAUCAUGGACUCGCCCCCACUCCACGGGGAAAACAGUUUGGUGUUCGUGGAUCCCCCGCCGAUUUUCACAGAGUUGCUGGAGCUCUACAAGUACGACGAUGGAUGCCAGGAAUGGAAAGAAGUUUCGCGAUGGAUCAAAUACGAGGAAGACGUUUUGGAGCAAGGCAAUCGUUGGAGCAGACCCCACGUGUCUACCCCAUCGUUGGAAAGCUGGCUGUCGCUGAGGCAAAAUUUUCGUAGCGGCUUGAUUAUGAUCGACUUUGAAGCGAAGGAUUUCAGCCAUCUCAUUGAUCUGGUCAACUACCAGCUUAUGCAGGAGGAAAGAGUGACUCAAGAUCAAAGUGUGAAACUUAAAGAGUUGUGGAAAAAGAAGCAUCGGCAUCAGUUUGAGGGUCCCAGGAAAGUGGAGGGCAAUCUCUCCAAAGUUAUAAAGGACUUGUUGGUUCAAAAGCUGGAAAAUAAGGCUGUUGCCAGUGGAUUGAGGGUACCAAGCCGAGGCAAUUCUCAGCCAGGAAGUCGGAGAGGCUCCUUCCAAGCUUCAAGGCAAUUGGAUGAUACGCAACCAGCGACAAAUGGGACUCGUGGAAGGGGACUUCUUGACGACGGCAAAGUUAAUAUCUACUUGCAAAAGAAAAUCAUCCCAGGCAGUGAAGCCUUCAUUAUUUUGGAGGGAAUGGUGGGUUUCAUAGAAAAGCCUAUAUCAGUUUUUAUACGCAUGGCGAAGCCGAUUGUUCUUGGGGAUCUUCCGGAAGUGGACAUUCCAACUCGUUACAUCUACUUUUUCUUGGCCCCAAUAACUCAGAGCGGUACUUCACCUGACGAUAAUACUCCUUUCAAAAACGCCAGUUUGGGUGUCUCAUUGGCCACGGCCAUGACGGAUAAAAACUUUGCCGCUGCCAUAUUUAAUGCACCAACCUCUAAGGACGUUCUCGAUGCCUUUGAUGGUUAUACUCAUGGGCUGAAAAUUCUACCCCGGGACUUUGACACUGAAACCAACAUGAUUGAGCCACCUGCUAAUAAAAGUGCUGCCAAGAUCACUGAUGAAAUGGAGGAAAUUGAUGAGGAUCGACGAAUGAGGGAACAAUCAGGAUUGGUGAGAAGCGGAAGGCUCUUCGGAGGCCUAAUUGAAGACAUCAAACGGAAAAAACCUCAUUAUCUCAGCGAUCUUUGGGAUGGGUUCCAUCCUCAAUGCAUCUCCUCUUUUCUAUUUCUGUAUUUCGCAUGCUUGGCACCGAUCGUGGCAUUUGGCGGACUUUUGGGAGAGGCCACGGAAAAUCGAAUUGCCACCAUCGAAUCACUCAUUUCUGGUUUGAUUAGUAGUGUCCUAUUUGGAUUAUUUGCCGGACAACCUUUAAUCAUUCUGGGUUCAACUGGACCAGUUUACGUGUUUGAAAAGAUCCUUUAUUCGUUGUGCAAUGAUCAAAACUGGGAUUACCUCUCUCUCCGAUUGUGGAUCGGUAUCUGGGUCGGAAUCAUUCUCUUCCUUUUAGUUAUGUUUGAUGCUAGUGCCUAUGUUUGUUACAUCACAAGAUUUACAGAGGAGUUAUUUGCAACCUUGAUUGCCUUCAUCUUCAUCUUUAAUGCCAUGAAAAAUUUGUACGGCAUCAGCCAACAAACAGAUUUCGCGCCCCCUGGAGAUGAUAUUUCCUGCCAAUGUGAAGUUGGCCCCAACACUCCCGAAAAGAGUAAAUUGAUGUGGUCCAAUAUCACACGAUACGAUUGCCUUAACCAUAAUGGUAUCUUGGAAGGACCCGGCUGUUCCUAUGACCCGAACGUGUUUCUCAUGUCCUUGGUUUUGUUCUUUGGCACUUUCAUCAUAAGUUUUACUUUGAAGAACUUUAGGAAUACCGGUUACUUCCCCGGGAAGAUCAGAAGUUUUCUCUCUGACUUUGCUGUUAUCAUUGCCAUCUUGUCAAUGACAGGUCUAAGUGCCCUCUCUCAAGUGAAAGGGACCCCGAAGCUAGUUGUUCCGGACUCUUUUAAGCCUACAUGGGAAGGGCGGGAUUGGAUCGUUACACAUGCACUGAUAUUUCCAGACCAUGUUGGAGCCAACCCACUUUGGGUGGAUUUUGUUCUGGCUCCCGUGUUUGCCAUAUUAGCUACUAUCUUGAUCUUCAUGGACCAGCAAAUCACAGCUGUGAUUGUGAAUCGCAAAGAACACAAGCUAGUCAAAGGAUGUGGAUAUCACCUUGAUCUGACGGUUUUGGCCUUCAUCAUAAUCAUAUGCUCGGUCUUUGGAUUACCUUGGUUCGUGGCAGCUACCGUCCUAUCCAUUAAUCAUAUUCAGUCGCUAGCCAAGGAAUCCGAAUGUUCAGCUCCAGGCGAAAAGCCACAAUUUCUAGGAAUCCGGGAACAAAGAGUAACAGCCAUUUUGAUUGGGGUGUGCAUUGGUCUCUCCACAUUAAUCACUCCAGUUCUGGCCUUAAUUCCAAUGCCGGUGCUGUUCGGUGUGUUCCUGUUCAUGGGAGUUUCUUCUCUGAAAGGGCUUCAAUUCUUUGAUCGAAUCUUGUUACUCUUCAUCCCCAAGAAAUACCAGCCUGACUAUGCGUUCUUGAAGUAUGUUCCCAUUCACAAGGUGCACUUGUUCACGGUAAUCCAGCUAUUUUCCUUGGUGUCACUUUGGCUCAUCAAGAACAAUCCGACCACUUCAAUCAGUUUUCCGGUAAUGUUGGUGGUCAUUUGCGCCAUCCGAAAGCUCUUGGAAUGCAUUUUUAACCGACGAGAACUGAGAGCACUGGAUGAUCUGCUUCCCGAAAGUUCCAACAAGACACGCCGCGAUGGAGGUAGCUUCUUCGAUCGAAUUCAUCGAUCGGAUUGGGAUGAAGAUGAUGGCCCUUCAGACCAACCUCAUGAUGAAGUCAGACAAUUGCUGGGUUCGCAAGAAGAAAAGACUACCCAUUUCAUCAAGGAGUUGGAGGAUUACUCAAAGAGUAAUUUGAAGGUCAAAGCUAAACAGUUUUCAGCGAUGGGAGUCAGACCACGUGGCAAAAGCAUCUCCGCCGGAUCGACCAUACAAACCAAGGCAACCAAGCAUCUCAUCUUCGUGAAGUUGAAUCAUCAGAAUGUGUUCACUCCAUUGAACUUGAACGUGAAGACGGUUAUUGGUCUUAUCCGACGGUUGGAGGCCAAAUUUCCGGGCCAAAUUCAGCCCAGUCAAAUUGAACACUUGUUCCAAAGGAGUAGGAGGAACUUGACUUUUAUUUUGGAUGACGAUAUGAUGGACUUUAUUGAGCCAAAUGAGGUUUUCGAUAUUGAGCUCGAGGAAAACGACAAUGGAAAAGUGAAUAUCACUCUGGUAGCGGUGGAGAAAGAUUGAGAGUGGAUCGGUUUUUAUUUUCUUAAUAUUCGAACAAAUCAUAUUGAAGGACUUUCGACUUUGGUCUUGUCUAUAGCAAAGUAUAUAUUGUAUGGUACACAUAGUUUCUGCCGGUCAUUUCCAUGGAAAAAUGCAGUCAAAGAAUCUCGCGGAAGACUGAUCCGGACGAUCAAACGACGAUAAUGAUAAUAACGGUAUUCUAAUCUAUGAACAAUUUGAAUAUUCAUUGUACAAAACAUGAUUUUGUGAGGCCUGUAAAUAAAUGUGGAACAUGAAAUUGCAAAA